Messenger RNA from Astyanax mexicanus (Mexican tetra), 2829 nucleotides. Its product is annotated as NACHT, LRR and PYD domains-containing protein 12. The record is from RefSeq and is a predicted model, not a curated record. Gene Ontology annotation, molecular function: protein binding. The transcript has 9 exons. The coding region runs from base 142 to 2829 and encodes 895 amino acids. Lineage: Eukaryota; Metazoa; Chordata; Actinopteri; Characiformes; Acestrorhamphidae.
AUGGAAAGUUUAUGAUCAGAAUGAUCUAAAAGCUAAAUUCUAUCCUCUGUUCCAGAUCUAAAAGUACAGGAGUUUAGAAGCUGAGGACUAAAAGCUCAUGGACUGAUACAGCUCUGCUCACAGCAGGAGCAGUCCUACAGGAUGGAAGGUGAUCCACAAGUGUUGGAGGACGAUCCAGAUCAAAAAGAUCAAAUCAGUCCUGUCCAGACCACCACAACCCAGAACCCCACAGCUCCCAGUGAACUGGUCCAGACCACCACAACCCAGAACCCCACAGCUCCCAGUGAACUGGUCCAGAACCCCACAGCUCAGACUGGAGGGAAUGUCAUUGCACCUGUUCUACAUGGAAAUGUGUUUAAUGGACCAGUUCAUAUUCACACUGGAGCUGAAUCUCAGCAUGAAGGUGGAGCAGGUGGAGGACAGGUAAUGAGUGAGAGUUCAGCAGCCUCUUCUACUACACUGACUGCAGAUAAAAUGCAAUUAAAACUAAAAGAGGAGUUUAAGAAGAAAUUUGCAAACCUUUAUGAAGGGACGUCACAGGAAGGGGAUUAUGCUCCUCUGAAAGACAUUUUUACUGAACUCUAUGUGAUUAAAGGAUGCACAGGAGGAGUAAACGCUCAGCAUGAAAUGAGAAAGAUGGAAGGAUUUUAUCCCGAACCAGGAGAAACAUCAGUCAACUUCAGUGAAAUUUUUAAAGUGAAAGAAGAAAAUAAGUCUGGUACAAAAGUUCUUACACUGGGAAUUGCUGGCGUAGGUAAAACAGUCUCUGUACACAAGUUUAUUCUGGACUGGGCUGAGGAAAGGCACAACCAGGAUUUAGAUUUCAUUCUGUUUCUUCCCUUUCGGGAGCUGAAUUUGAUUAAAGAGAAUUCCCUCAGGCUUUCAGAUCUUUUACAAUAUUUUCACCCUGAACUCUACAUAGAAGAUGUAAUGGAGAUUUUAAAAGGUAAGUACACUGUAGCUUUGAUUCUAGAUGGACUGGAUGAAAGCAAGAUUCCUCUAAACUUCAAUCAAGAGAAAGUAUUAAAUGCACAAGCGAAGAUCUCUCUGAAUAAACUGCUAACAGGCAUCAUUAAAGGAGAGCUGCUUCCCACUGCUGUUAUUUGGAUAACUUCUCGACCUGCAGCAGCCAAUCAGAUCCCACGUAAAUACUUCCUGAUCAUUACAGAAAUCCGUGGAUUCAAUGACUCACAGAAGGAGGAGUACUUCAGAAAGAGAAUCCAAAACCAGGAUGAAGCCAGCAGAAUCAUUUCACAUAUCAAAGCCGCAAGAAGUCUUCAUAUCUUGUGUCACAUUCCAGUCUUCUGCCGGAUCUCAGUCUCUGUUCUUCAGGAAAUGAUUAAGAAAGACAAAGAGAUGGAAAAUGCUCCCACAACUCUUACAGAAAUGUACAUUCGUUUCCUGAUCUUUCACACAAGACAGAAGAGUGAGAAAUACAACCCAGAACAGAACGUGGAUGGUGCAGUUCCAUCAUCUAAGAGAGAAAAAAUGGAAGCAGAGAGUGUACUGAAACUGGCAAAAUUAGCCUUUCUUCAGCUACAAAAAGAACAGCUCAUAUUCUAUGAGGAAGAUCUGAAAGAGUGUGAUAUUGAGGUAGAAGAAGCCGUAGUGCACUCUGGAGUCUGUACCCAGAUCUUUAAAAAGGAUGAGAAGUUCUACAGCUUUGUACAUUUGAGUUUCCAGGAGUUCCUCGCUGCUGUGUUUGUUUUCAUCACAUCCAGUGAUGAAAGUAAUCCACUCUUCCAGACCUGGUGGGAGAAAAUAAAAUGGAGGUAUGAACACACACUGGAUAAUCUUCUGAAGACAGCUGUGGAGAAAGCCAUGAAGAGUAAAAAUGGACACCUGGAUCUUUUCCUCCGCUUCCUCUUUGGCCUCACUCUGGAGUCCAAUCAGAGGCUCCUCAAGAGUCUACAGCCAGAAAUAGAGAUAAACAAAGAGGAUCUGAAGGGGACUAUAGGCUACAUUAAGAGAAAACUCAAAAAGAAGAAAUCUUAUGAAAAGACCAUCAAUCUCUUCCACUGUCUAAGUGAAAUGAAAGACACCUCACUCACAGGAGAAAUCCAGAACUUCCUGAACUCAGGAACACUCUCAACACAGGAACUCUCAUCCACACAGUGGUCAGCUCUGGUAUUUGUGCUGAUGAUGUCAGAGGAGACUCUGGAGAAGUUUGAACUGAAAAAAUACAGAGCAUCAGAAGAAGGACUGAGGAGAUUACUGCCUGUGGUGAAAAACACACGGCGAGCUUUGUUGGAUCACUGCAGUCUCAGUAAAAACGCCUGUGAAACACUGGCAUCAGUACUCAUCUCGGAUUCAGCACUGAUAGAGCUUGACCUCAGUAACAAUGACCUGCAGGAUUCAGGAGUGGAGCUGCUCUCUGCUGGACUGAAGAGUUCACACUGUAAACUACAGAUUCUCAGAUUAUCUGGGUGUAUGAUCACAGAAAAAGGCUGUUCUUCUCUGGCUUCAGCUCUUAAUUCAAACCCCUCCCACCUGAAAGAGCUGGAUCUGACCUACAACCACCCAGGAGAGUCAGGAGAGAAGCUGCUUUCUGCCAGACUGGAGGAUCCACACUGCUCACUGGAGACACUCAGAAUGGAACAUGGAGGCGAAAUAAGAAUCAAACCUGGAUUAAGAAUCUGCGCUCUCUCGGAUAUAUCUUGCUCGUGUGGUAUCUGGCUGUUCUUAAUGUUUCGAGAGCGUCCGCGCUUGCUCAACUUCCCCCUGCGUGCUCGCGGAGCGUUCUCUGCUCGAGCGCCGAGCUUUUCACUGCAACAAAGCUGCCAAAAGUCUCCAGCCAAUCAGACGUUGCAACAGCAGUUGACCAAUUAA